This is a messenger RNA of Eublepharis macularius, 3367 nucleotides long. RefSeq names its product NIMA related kinase 5 (gene NEK5). The transcript is spliced from 23 exons. Bases 135 to 2564 code for a protein of 809 amino acids. Gene Ontology annotation, biological process: protein phosphorylation. Gene Ontology annotation, molecular function: ATP binding; protein kinase activity. Lineage: Eukaryota; Metazoa; Chordata; Lepidosauria; Squamata; Eublepharidae. The record is from RefSeq and is a predicted model, not a curated record.
UCCCAGCCAUUCUUUUCCCAGCCCUUCUUUUCCUUGCCGCCCUUAUCGGCCUCAGAGCGGGCUUUGUUGCGUGAGGGAAAGGCCGGAGGCGGCCCCGGCGUGAAGCACUCGAUGUUUCUCUGAAAUAAAAUAACAUGGAUAAGUAUGAAAUUGUUAAAAAGAUUGGGGAAGGUGCCUUUGGCAAAGUAUUCUUGGCAAGAGGAAAAGGGGAUGACCAACAAUGUGUUAUCAAAGAGGUCAAUUUAACAAAGAUGCCUAGGAAAGAAAAAGAAUCCUCUCAGAAAGAAGUUGCUCUUCUAGCCAAGAUGAAGCACCCUAAUAUAGUAGCCUUCUACUCUUCACUUCAAGAGAAAAAUAAACUAUAUAUUAUUAUGGAAUACUGUGAUGGAGGUGAUCUAAUGAAAAAGAUAAAUCAACAGCGUGGAAUAUUGUUUGAAGAAGACAGGAUCCUGGAUUGGUUUGUCCAGAUAUCUUUAGGACUAAAACAUAUUCAUGACAGGAAGAUUCUACACAGAGAUGUAAAAGCACAGAACAUUUUUCUCAGCAAUAAUGGAAUGAUAGCAAAACUUGGAGACUUUGGGAUCGCACGAACAUUAAGCGAUACUAUGGAAUUUGCUUGUACUUGUGUAGGAACACCAUACUACCUGUCUCCUGAAAUCUGUGAGAACUGCCCAUAUAACAAUAAAACAGAUAUAUGGUCUCUUGGCUGUGUCUUAUACGAACUGUGUACUUUAAAACAUCCUUUUGAAGGCACCAAUAUGCACCAACUCGUGCUGAGAAUCUGCAGGGGCCAUUUCAUGCCAGUCUCUACAAAGUAUUCCUGCAACGUGAGAACUUUAAUAUCCCAGUUGUUUAAAACAGCUCCAAGAAACCGCCCUUCUAUCAACUCCAUAUUGAAAAAGCCCUUCUUGGAGAAGCGAAUAAAGAAGUAUUUAUCUCCAAAGGUACUGGAAGAAGAAUUCAGCCACACUGUUAUUCACAGGAAAAAACCACAAGCUUCAUUGUCAUCUGCUCCUAAAGUUCAGAAAGUAAGAAUCCAUGGUCAUCGUCCUCCAAGACCCAAGAUGGAGGUGCAUGUUGGAAAACAAGAAUUAUUACGUAAAAAUGAAUGCAAACCUCCUUCAAAAAUUCGGGAUCCUGUUAACCAGCACAAGUUUAAGUUGUGCGGGAAGCCAGAGGUAUUCAAAAUGUAUGGGCCCUAUAACCAUUAUUAUGAAAAGCUUGAGAAGUUGCGGAAGAGGGCCUCUGGGGAAGACGACUGUCCUCAUAUAAGCCAAAGAAUGGAAGACUAUUUUAAGCAGAAAGGACAAGAACCACCACCUCCUCCAUCUCAUUGGCCUGCAGAUUACCUUCAAAGACGAUUCAAUGCCCAGCAAUACAAGAUAAAAGUAGAGAAGCAACUUGGGCUGCGACCAUCAUCUGCUGAUAUUCCUCACUAUCAUGAUGUGCAGAGUCAACUGAUAAAGGAAGAGAAGCUUGAAGUCCUCAAAAAAACUCAUUCUCAAAAAAAUGAAAUGAAAGAACAGGAAUACCUAGAACAGCUGCAGAAAAUUCGUCAGCAAUACCAAAGUGAAGUCAAUGAAAUUAAACUUAAAGCAGAAACAUUAGAGGAGAACAAAACCUAUUUUGUGAAACAAAAGACAACUGAGGACCAGUCUGCUGACAACAGUGACAUCCCUAGAGGAAAAGAUGAGCCAGUCCAGGUUAUUGAACAAAGCGUGAAAAAAAUGGGACUGCGUAAUUGGCAAGAGAGAAAUGUUAUGGAAGUGAAACACAAAGCAAAGGGAGGUAUAAAGUUUCAGAUUGAUCUAGAGGAUGUGCCAGAUGUGAACAGUUUCCAAGGCAAGAAAGAGGAACACGAUAAGCUUAAUGAAACCUUAACUUUUGAGGAUGGAAAAAAUCUUAAGGAAAAGCUGGCAAACGUCUGUAAUGAUUAUACAGACAGAGCGUUGGCAGAAUUAUGCUGUUUGGAAACAGAUUCGGAGAAUGAAGAUGAUUCCAUGGCAAACAGGAAGCGCUGGCAGGUUGCAGCCCCCAAAACUCUCCUGAAUCUCUUAGGCAAUGCAGAUGUCACCUCUGUUGCCCCAGCCACGGACCAAGCAGACCCAGUGAUCAUUGUUCCUUCAGAAUGCCAUGAAAAAAGGAGAAAAUGGAGCCAAGAAUCCCCUGAGACACUAAUGAACAUGUUAGCAGAAGCGGAGUGCUCCAGUGACACGCUGUACCAAGCUGGAGAACCCCAGGAGGCAGUAACUCCAUGGACUCCCCAGAAUGAAGCCGAUUCAGAAUCAGGUUCUGCUGUUGACGUGGACGAAGACAGACUUGAGCCAAGAUCGGAUGAUGAUGACACUAACUUUGAAGAAUCUGAAGAUGAAUUGAGGAAUGAGCUGAUAGAAUCCCUGGAGAAAGUAAUAUCGUCACUGGAAGAAGAGGCUUUAAAAGCUCCAGUUGAAUCAGUGGACCCAGAUCAGCUGAAAAAAGAAAGCUUAAUUGAUAAAACACCUGACGGAGGCUUGGAAGAAAAUGGUAACCUGACUGGAAACAAACAGGAAGCUGCAGUCAGUUAACAUAAUCUCAUGGAAUAGUUUCUGAAGACUUCAUAGCAACCAGCGAUAGCUUUAAAAACCUAGUGCCUGUUUGUAGGGUCAUCAGCCAUCACUAUGUAGCAAACCAAGUAUCGGGUUCCCAGUACUGGGGACAAUACGUUUCAUUUCAGCUCACGUUAAUGAUCUUGGCACAAUGAACAACUGACCUCUCCAUCUCUAGACUUAGUACGUCUCUUGUAUUACCUCCAUAACAUUUUUAUGCUGAAAUAUUUCAGCUCCCAAUUUUUCUAGUUUUAUCAGGUAUUUCAUAUUUUGUUCAUUACAGAACUACUUAGAAUUGGGAAAAAUUGGAAGUUGAUUGGCCACUUCAGAUACUGCAGCUCUAAUGACAGGGUUUGCGAUUGGGGUGAAGUACGGUACGCCCAGCAAAGCAAAGCAGUCUUGUACUGACUGCUGAAGUGGGGCGGGGGGGAGAGGUCACAGACUGCCUAUUUUAAUAACAGUUUUGUGUCUAUAGGUUUCAGGAAGGUGAUGUCAAUUUAAGGAUAAAGGUAAUUUCCAAUCAAAAAUAGACUCAGGAUUUGAUACCAUAAAAAUUAAUUGAAAGUCAAAGACUUUUAGCUGUAAACACAAAGCUGAGCUAUCCCUAUGCAAAACUGCUAGUUAUUUUGCAACACUGCAAUCUUAACCAGUGAACAAUAUAUUAUGUAUAAUUUCAUCUAUAUUUGUAUUACCUACCAUGCCAAGUUUUAUAGCCUAUCGCUAAACCCACAAGUAUGUAUUUUUGUUGCACAAUAUAGUUAGCAAAUAAAAAACAAAAUGUA